CCACUCCUUCCCCCAUGCAGGUACCGUGGAUAAACAGACUGUCGAGGUCACAAAUUGCUUCUCCGUUCCCCACAAUGAGUCCGAGGAUGAGGUGGCUGUGGACAUGGAAUUUGCCAAGAACAUGUAUGAACUUCACAGGAAGGUCGCUCCCAACGAGGUGAUCGUGGGCUGGUUUGCCACCGGGCACGACAUCACGGAGCACUCGGUGCUGAUUCACGAAUAUUACAGCCGCGAGGCGCAGAAUCCCGUUCACGUCACCGUGGAUACCAUGCUGCAGGACGGCCGGAUGAGCAUCAAGGCCUACGUCAGCACUCCACUUGGCGUUCCUGGGAAGACCAUGGGGGUCAUGUUCACUCCAUUGACAGUGAAAUACGUUUAUUACGACACAGAGAGAAUUGGAGUCGAUGUGAUUCAGAGGACCCGGACCAGCACAAACCGGACCAUUACCUUGUCCAGUGAUCUUCAGCAAGUCGGCACAUCAGCAGCUCGGAUCCAGGACAUGCUCACCACUGUCCUGCAGUACGCUGAGGAGGUCCUG
Molecule: messenger RNA, 538 nt
Organism: Hemiscyllium ocellatum (epaulette shark)
Lineage: Eukaryota; Metazoa; Chordata; Chondrichthyes; Orectolobiformes; Hemiscylliidae
Gene: eif3f
Product: eukaryotic translation initiation factor 3, subunit F
Exons: 5
Biological process (GO): translational initiation
Cellular component (GO): eukaryotic translation initiation factor 3 complex, eIF3m
Molecular function (GO): translation initiation factor activity; metallopeptidase activity; translation initiation factor binding
Source: RefSeq, a predicted model, not a curated record